AUGGCUGGUGCUGUGUGUGCCCCUGGUUGGCAUGUACUGUACGUGACAGCAAUGCAAGGGAACACCACAGAGAAUAAGAAACCCCGUCUACAGAAACAACAUGAGGUCGAACGCGUGAAGGAGAAGAAUGAGGGGAGCAGCCGCAGCCAGCAGUUCUCAAAGACUGCAAAUUGCUGGCAUGACCUCGGAAACAAAGAGUAUGAUUGCUGGCCAUAUUCACAGCCCAAUGAAUUCAACAUGAUUGAUUGUGGAGGUCUUGAAAUGUCUUGGGUUCAUCGACCUCCGGAGAAAAUAGUAAGUGGGCAAGAUUUUAACGUCACCUACUCCGUUAUCGCAUCUGACGCGUUCUACGAGUAUGCUGUCAAAAACUCCAUUUUUAAAUUUAGUUAUAUUAGUAAUGCAUCUGAGGCCAAGAAAUUCUGUUAUGAGAGAGACUGCCCGGAAAACUGGAAAAAUGCCAACGAGGACAACUGCUGCGUUUAUCAUGCGAACAUCCACUCCUGUCCGCUGGCGUUCAUGAAACAGGGUGGCAUUUGUGGCCCUUGGAUCCCAGAUGAUGGCAAAAUUGUUACACACACCAUAUCUCAGGCCGGCAAAAUGUCUCAGGAGAACUGGACAGCUAAGGUGGUCCUGUUUCACCUUGGAGUCACUUCAAUUAUUGCGCACAUCAAAAUUGGCCUGAUGCAUGCUGCUUUGGAGGCUAAGGUGUCCGUUCUCAGUCCACUAGUAUGCGGUGAUGAUGUCUGUGACCCCGAUGAAGGCUGCCUAACCUGUCCGGCUGACUGUGGCACCUGUCCAAUGUCGCUGGGUAUAAAGCUUGCUAUUGGGCUUCCGGUGGCUGUCUUCUUCACUGGGUUCAUCCUCACCAUGGUGUGGUUCCAGUACCAGAAGCAGAAGAUGUUUUGGGAUGAGAGCUGGAUCAUUAAUUUUAAGGAAAUCGUUAUUGGCAAAAUUGAUGAUGACGUUGGAUUUGGUAGCAUUACAAGUUUACAGAAACUGAACAAUCUCUCCAACACCAGCCACGUCACAGACAUCACUGUGAAGACUGACAAAAGCACCUCACCGGUGCAGAGCUGCCUAGAAGUCGGGGUUUAUGAUGGAAGGUCAGUUGCCAUACGAAGACUGCAAAAGAAACACUUCACUCUGUCAAAAUCAAUCCGAAAAGAAGUGAAAGAAGUCAGGGAGUUGGAUCAUCCUAAUCUGUGCAAAUUCAUUGGUGGAUCAAUUGAAGUCCCAAAUGUUGCCAUAGUAACAGAAUACUGUCCUAAAGGGAGCCUGACUGAUGUUCUUUUAAAUGAAGAAGUUCCUCUGAACUGGGGUUUCCGAUUGUCAUUUGCUACUGAUAUAGCUCGUGCAAUGGCUUAUCUUCAUCAGCACAAAAUGUUCCAUGGCAGACUUCAUUCGAAAAACUGUGUCAUCGAUGACCGAUGGGUUUGCAAAAUAUCAGAUUAUGGUCUGGCAAAUUACCGGAAAGAAGACUUUGAGAAAUCGGGUAGUAUAUUUAGCAGGAAGUUCUCGCGCCUCUAUUGUGCUCCAGAGGUCCUUUUGGGAAGCUCCUCAAACAUUACUCCUGCUGCUGACAUAUACAGCUUUUCUAUCAUUCUGGUGGAAAUUGCAACACGUUCUGACCUUGUAUCGGGAGACGUUGAUCCUGUAAAAACAGAUAUUACGUGGCGACCUCCACUGCCUGAUUUCAAACUUGCAAAAACUGACAAUUACUGUCCAAAUGAGGCCGAUUAUUGUGAGCUUGUCAAAAAAUGCUGGAAUCAUUCGGCUCCAAUGAGGCCAACAUUUGAACAAAUCAAGAAGAUGCUAGAGAAGAUGAAUCCUCAUAAAGUGAGCCCUGUGGACAUGAUGAUGAACCUGAUGGAAAAGUAUAGCAAGCACCUAGAAGCCAUUGUAGCGGAGAGGACUCAGGAUCUUCUACAAGAAAAGCAGAAGACGGACCGUUUGCUCUACAGUAUGCUACCCAAGCCCGUAGCUGAUGAACUUCGACAAGGACGUACAUUAGAAGCUCAGAGCUACUCCAGUGCUACCGUGUACUUCAGUGAUAUUGUGGGUUUUACUCAGCUCUCCAGCGCUAGCACUCCACAUGAAGUGGUUGAUUUUCUAAACAAACUCUACACUACUUUUGAUGAUAUCAUUGAUAAUUAUGAUGUUUACAAAGUUGAAACAAUAGGAGAUGCAUAUAUGGUUGUAUCUGGUGUCCCAAAAGUAAAUGGAAUUAACCAUGCAGGGGAAAUCGCCUCCAUGGCCCUGGGCUUGGUCAACGUUUGUGAAACCUUCAAAAUCCCCCACAAGCCUAACACACAGCUGAAGAUACGUGCUGGAAUUCAUUCAGGUCCUGUAGUCUCUGGUGUAGUUGGAACAAAAAUGCCUCGAUACUGUUUAUUUGGUGAUACCGUCAACACAGCUUCAAGAAUGGAAACUCUGAGUGAAGCUUUAAAAAUACAGUGCAGUUGCAACACUGCUGAACUUCUGACUAAACUAGGCGGUUACUCCUUAUCCUGCCGUGGGACUGUCAAUGUCAAGGGUAAAGGGGAAAUGAUCACGUGGUGGCUGGAAGGCAAGAUUCAGUCUGACGAAAGGAUGAAAAAUUGCCCACCACCUGAAUACUGCUAAUUUUGGAGUCUGUGUGAUUUCCUUUCUGGAUCAAGUCAAAAUGAAUGGAGCUAUACAGUAGAUUAGGGUGUAAGUGUAAAAGACUACAGCUUUUUAGAUAUAACCUUUGGACUGUGCUUUGAGACAGUCUGUCUGUUUUAGUGAUCAAGUGGAAGCUGUAAUACUGUGAAUGGGUUCAGUCCUGACACUCUAAGCAGAUAUUCUCUCAGCACCAACACACUGCAAAGUAAUAAUAGAAAUGCAUUUACUCUAUAUGUUAAUCAUAUUAGUGGUAUCGUUAUAACAAAUGUACUGAGAAUAUAUACUUAACCUACUGUGUGGAAAGUCACCUUUGAUUCUACAUUCAUGUUU
This is a messenger RNA of Polypterus senegalus (gray bichir), 2973 nucleotides long. Its product is annotated as atrial natriuretic peptide receptor 2-like. Gene Ontology annotation, biological process: protein phosphorylation; cGMP biosynthetic process; receptor guanylyl cyclase signaling pathway. Gene Ontology annotation, molecular function: protein kinase activity; guanylate cyclase activity; peptide receptor activity. Bases 1 to 2622 code for a protein of 873 amino acids. The transcript has 23 exons. The record is from RefSeq and is a predicted model, not a curated record. NCBI's taxonomy places the organism in Eukaryota, Metazoa, Chordata, Cladistia, Polypteriformes, Polypteridae.